UACCAACGGGACAGAAGCAGCUGAAGGCUUAUAACAAAUUUUGUAAACAAUAAAAAUAUAAAUACAUUGCACGCAAUGAGAUCCACCGAUGGUCAGUCUAUCGCUCAACGAUAUCGGGUCAUUAACAACAACAAGAAAUUGAAAGUAACACACAGAGCCGUUGCACCAUCAGUUCAUAAAAUGGGUAACAAACGAUUUACCCAAACAAAGUUGAAGCAGAGAAAUCUUUUGCCUGAAUCAGAAGACUACCAGGAAGACGACAUGUCCCAACUGAGUGAUAUGGAAUUUGUGACAGAAUCAGAGAUGGAACAGACCGACAAUGAAAAAGAUGCACUGAAGACAUUGACAUCCACGAUUCGACCGCUGCUUCAACUCUUUUCCGACGAUUCCUGCUCACCUAGAAAUGCAGAUCACAAUACAACAUUUCAGGAUGCAAAACAGAAAACCCAACAGAUUGUUUAUAAGAAUAUCAAUCUUUCGUCUGAAGAAGAUGAUGAAGAGGAAGAAGACGGGGAUGAAGUGGAAGACAAAUCAAUAUUACAAGAUGAACAUAAUGCAUUUGUGAUUGACGAAGCCCCAAGUAUACCAGAACAUAAACCAAUCCGCCCAAGGUUGGACAGCCUCAGUCGAUUUGAGUGGUCGCCAAAAUCAACAAACAUUUUCCUAGAUCUGUGGGAAAAGCAUUUAAAAGACUUACGGGGCCCACGAAAAAAUGCCCACAUACACAAAGAAAUGGCCGAGGAAAUGAGCGAAUAUGGGCCUAGUCAUAAAGAGAUCAAAUCAAAAAUGGACAAUAUGUCUAGGAAAUUCAGACUAGAAAUGCAGAAAGUUAAAGCUGGGAAUCCUACGAAUUGGCAAUAUUUUAAACGAGUUCAAUCUCUGCUAAUUGGAACGCCCUCUGUAGAUUUUGAGGAAAUCAUAUUCGAUAAUACGGAUUCCUCGACAUUUUUCAAUGCGGACAGUAGUGAUGAAGAAAAUCAUAUCCAUAGCAAUUCCCAUCAGGAUAGAGAACCAGAGCAGCAACCUAUGCCCACAGACGAGACUGAGCACGCCGAUGGAGAAGAGGUAGAAGAGCAAGACCAGGCAGAUGAGAAAGUAGGGCGACCUCCGUCAAAUUUACGAAGAUCAGAUAGAGACAAUUAUUAUCACGCAACAAGAACUGAUCCAACAAGUCGUAUGUUGGAUAUUGAAGAAGAGAAAUUAGCCAUUGAGAAACAAAAAUUACAGGUCAUGAAACAUAUAUCCCGAGAGCUAACAUCGAUAAGUAAAACGCUAAUUGAAUUGCUGCGGAAUGCAAAAUAAUAGAAUAAAGUUUAC
Drosophila arizonae is the source of this 1317-nucleotide messenger RNA. RefSeq lists its product as uncharacterized. Gene Ontology annotation, cellular component: nuclear body. Gene Ontology annotation, biological process: positive regulation of DNA-templated transcription. The record is from RefSeq and is a predicted model, not a curated record. Lineage: Eukaryota; Metazoa; Arthropoda; Insecta; Diptera; Drosophilidae.